ACCCCUUAACCCCUUUAAAACCAAAGUGUAGUAUAAAAUGAGCCGACAUUUCCAAGCAGUCAUUCACUAUUAAAUACAAUCCGCCGCCAAGAGAACAAAAAUGAAAGCAUCAACAACUACAGCGAUAUCAAUCUGCAUACUCUUAGAGUGCCUCACUGUGGUACAAGGUUCCCCUGUUGGAGCAGUCAAGUCCAACAACACUAAUUCAGAAGUGUCUCCCAAUGAGUUUUACGUCAAGAUACUCCGUGGUAGAGAUGGUAGAGAUGGUAGAGAUGGUUUCCAAGGAACGCCAGGAGCCCCAGGCAAAGACGGCCAGGAUGGGGAGAAGGGAACAGUGGGGGAGCAAGGACCAAGAGGGGACAAGGGAGAGCAAGGACCCCUUGGUCUGGUCAGUGGAGGGAUCACUUACGUCAGAUGGGGGAAGAAAUCUUGUCCAUCUGUGUCCGGGACAGUGCUGCUAUAUCAUGGAAUAACGGCUGGGAGUUUUUGGUCCAACACUGGAGGUGGAGCAAACUAUCUGUGCAUGCCUCAUAACCCUCAAUAUGGAGCUUAUCUAGCUGGAGUGCAGAAUCAUAACCCUCUUUAUGGAACUGAGUACGAGUCAUAUGGUGGGCUAAUUAGCAGCUCACACGAUCACAAUGUACCUUGUGCCGUUUGUUACGCCUCUACUAGAGUAUCACUGCUGAUGAUACCAGCUCGAAUGGAGUGUCCAACAUCUUGGACUCGUGAAUACAUUGGCUAUCUGAUGUCUACGGCUGCUAAUAACCACUAUCGAACCAUGUACGAGUGUGUCGACCAAUCUCCUGACAGAAUUCCAGGAAGCGCAGCAAACACAAAUGGUGCAGUGUUCUAUCACGUAGAGGCCAAUUGCAAUGGCCUACCUUGUGGACCCUAUGACCCACAGAAAGAAGUGACCUGUGCUGUGUGUACCAAGUAGGCUCAUGCAGCUAACCGUAUAGCUAGUGUGUAAGGAACUGAACGUACAGAAGUGACUUUUAUACUAAGUGCCAGUGUUAAUAAGUAUAAAUAUCAAAUUAUGCUAAAUAAUGUUCCGUAUCAACUGUAAAAUUGAUUUUGACAACUA
This is a messenger RNA of Halichondria panicea, 1084 nucleotides long. RefSeq names its product short-chain collagen C4-like. Lineage: Eukaryota; Metazoa; Porifera; Demospongiae; Suberitida; Halichondriidae. The transcript is spliced from 2 exons. The coding region runs from base 101 to 937 and encodes 278 amino acids. The record is from RefSeq and is a predicted model, not a curated record.